UUACUACCACGGUUAUUGCCACAAAUCAAGAGGGCAAAGUGAACGGCAUGGGACUCACACCAAUCCUAACGAACCUGGGUCCGAUUCCUGCGUCUGAGAGGUUUACGGGCAAUAACUGCACGUGCAGAUGAUACGGCGGGGGAAAUGGGGAAGAGUUUUGUAGGUAAAUCGUAAACGUUAGAGGUUGGUUGAUUUGCCAAGCCCUCAGCCAAGCUUGCAACAAAACAUGACAAGCCUGUCGCGGUUUAGUGGCUGCCCUCUUUCUUGCGUCAACCCUGGGGAGAGCAAUACUGAACCCAGCGUGGUGCUGCCACCUUUGGCAGAGGAGCACAUGGGGCACCCCACUGGCAGUUCCUUAAAACUCUGCCCCUCGCAAAAUUUGCGAGACUACCACGAGACGAGGGCCAGUGCAUAUGUUGACCACUCGGUUACCCAUUUUCCAGACACUGGAUACACCAGUCAUCGCUUAGAACCCAGUCCUAGGGGCAUUAUCAUUGGGACAAAUCUGUCAGCAGCAGGCAUGCCACCAGUAACUGAUCAGCUGGCUCCGAGACCCAACCAACAUGGCAAUAUUGGAAGGUACCGUGACCUCCACAACUAUAGGGAUGGCAGGAGCCACACGUUCUUCAACACGUAUCAAGAGCAGGCCCACGGCUCGUCAGACGCAAGCCGAGAUCUCAGCAGCCAAAUGAUGUUGGGUCUUCCGGGGGAUCUUCUAUCACGAACGCACCCGUACGGACAGACGGUCAGUGGCCCCAGGGCCAACAGCCAGCAACUAGUCACCCAGUUCCUGGAGUUCUAUAAGCCUCUGAAUAUGGCCAUGCAACGAGGAGGGGGCGAUGCCUUCCUCAGGUGCUCCAGGCAGAACCCAAAGCACGAGCUGGUGUGCAAGUGGAGCGACGGCCAAGAAGGCACUGGCAAGCCGCCCUGCGCCAGGAGUUUUGGGACCAUGUAUGAACUCGUCACCCAUGUGACGGUGGAGCAUGUCGGAGGACCGGAGCACUCCGACUACGUUUGUCACUGGGAGAACUGUUCAAGAGACAGAAAGCCUUUCAAAGCCAAAUACAAGCUCGUCAACCACGUCAGAGUGCACACUGGAGAAAAGCCCUUUCCCUGCCCUUUUCAUGGAUGUGAAAAAGUUUUUGCCAGAUCCGAGAACCUCAAGAUACACAAGAGAACGCAUACAGGUGAGAAACCGUUUAAAUGCGAGUUUGAGGGCUGCAAUCGGCGAUUUGCAAACAGCAGCGACCGGAAGAAGCACUCUCACGUUCACUCCAGCGAUAAACCCUACACGUGCAAGGUCAGGGGCUGCGAAAAAUGCUACACGCACCCCAGCUCCUUGCGCAAACACAUGAAACUCCACUGCAAGGCCUACGUCGCCAAAAUCGGCGAGGACGACGAGCACCUCGCGGAGGCCGGGUCUCCCGAGGCGGCGGAGCAGCAAGACACGCCCGCCUCUGCCGCGGUGACGCGAGCGAUGACGACUCCCUCCUUGUCUCCGGAGACGCGAAACGAGUCGGCCGUGAGGUCGCGUUUCCAUCACACCUUUGAAAACAGUUUGGACUACAUGGCGCACAGGCCGCAGUCCCUUUUGGACCCUCUGUUGCUACAACGGGGCAGCUACAGGCCAGAGUCAGUGCAGUACUCCUGCAGCCAACCCAGCCACGCUUUCGCACCCGGUCACAGAACUUUUGCGUCCAACUCACCUUUUCAAAAAAGUCUGGUAAACGGCUGGUACACGUGUCAUAGCGCCGUGGACACCUUUUCGCCCAAACACUGUAACGGUGACAUGUAAUGUCCGCUGACGGCCGAAGGGUCCCUCUUCGUGUAACGCUGUGUCCCACAGGUUUAAAUAGGAGAGUGCAAUCUGUUACCGUGAGCUUUAUCCGUUGUGCAUUUUGUUCUUGUGUCUGUGAGACGUCGGUGACUAAACUGUAAAUAGCUUACCGUGAAAGCAAAGGGGGGAAAAAAUACGAUUCAUAUAUAAAAUAUCUACAAAGCAGAUGGAGUGGAAUAUAUAGGUAGUAAAAAUAAAGUAAGUUAUUUCUGCACAGGGGGGAAGAAAAAAAAAUUAAAUGGCGCAGCCUGUUAUCACGAGGCUCUGCGUCAAUGUGAUGUGUAACGGAAAGAAGUGGUUUAUCUCUUUAUAAGUGAUGAUGAAAGUUAGUAACGUGAGUAUUUUUUUGUAAAUUAUAACUUGGACUACAACUUUACACGCGUUUUAUGUCACAGUUUAAAUGUAGUUCGAAGAUUAUUAGAAUUAAAAAUAUCGUUUGUCUUGAUGUGUGUGUGUGUGUGUGUGUGUGAAGGUGAACCCAACGUUGAACGAGGCCUUUAACAUAAAUUAUUUGGAGAUGUCCACACUACGCCAUCCAUGACUUUAUUUUAUACCUUAUUACAUCAGUGGCAAUUAUUAUAGACUUCACCCCCCCCUUCAUUGUGAAAAUGUUUAAUUAAGAUUCUACUGUAUAUGCCUAUACUGUACGAUUAAUUAUGCAUUCGAAGUUUCAUUAAAGUAUCUCUAUUCUCUUUGA
Molecule: messenger RNA, 2534 nt
Organism: Puntigrus tetrazona (Sumatra barb)
Lineage: Eukaryota; Metazoa; Chordata; Actinopteri; Cypriniformes; Cyprinidae
Gene: zic6
Product: zic family member 6
Exons: 2
Coding region: 227-1795 (522 amino acids)
Biological process (GO): central nervous system development; regulation of transcription by RNA polymerase II
Cellular component (GO): nucleus
Molecular function (GO): DNA-binding transcription factor activity, RNA polymerase II-specific; RNA polymerase II cis-regulatory region sequence-specific DNA binding
Source: RefSeq, a predicted model, not a curated record